AAAAGAGCCGCCGCUGGCGCUGAAGGGGCAUGUUCCUCUCUCUCGGUCCCAAAAGCUACCAACUCCCUUUUGCCUUCUCAAUCCCAAAAACGGAAUCGAAUCAGUUUUCUAAAUUGAGUUCAAAUUCAAUCACAAAAUGUAUCUAAUACAUGUAUCUGGGCACAUGCAUUUCUCUUUCUGCUGCUUUAAAAUCCCUCUCUUUCUCUUCUGUGAUUGCUUUCCUGAUUCAUGGCUUUAGUCGAUAAGCUUAGCUCUCUGUCUUUUCUCUCUUCACGCCAUACCCUCAAAGCCAAUUCCUUAAUCCCAUCUCCCAUUUGUUCUUUACAAUGCAAAAGCUCUUCUUUUUCUUCCCCUUUCACAGAGAAGCACUCUGCAGAGAGGUACCGACGAGACCAGUGGGUUUACAAUAACCAACCGGAGCAGCAAUUGCAGCUCCAAUCGUGUUGUCUUGCAUCUGACACUGAAUCGGUUAGGGAAAAUGACAUAGCUUUGCAGUUGCCAGAGCUGAAGAAGUUGUUACAGGUGCUUAAAGAGAAAAGAGAGAAAGAUUGUGUUGGUGGCGAUGGGGAUGGGAAGUGUGGACCGGGUAAUGUGUUUUUGGUAGGGACAGGACCUGGGGACCCAGAGCUGUUGACUCUGAAGGCAGUGAGGGUGAUAAAGAGUGCUGAGUUGUUGUUGUAUGAUCGAUUGGUGUCUAAUGAUGUAUUGGAUUUGGUUAGUCCGGAUGCUAGAUUGCUCUACGUUGGCAAAACUGCUGGCUACCACAGCAGAACCCAGGAGGAGAUACACGAGUUACUUCUAAGUUUCGCCGAAGCAGGGGCAACUGUUGUGAGACUUAAAGGAGGGGAUCCCCUGGUGUUUGGGAGGGGUGGAGAAGAGAUGGACUUUCUGCAACAGCAGGGGAUUCAAGUGAAAAUUAUUCCAGGUAUUACUGCAUCUUCUGGAAUAGCAGCAGAGCUUGGGAUUCCAUUAACCCAUCGAGGUGUGGCAACUAGUGUUAGAUUUCUCACUGGACACUCAAGAAAAGGAGGAAAAGAUCCUCUAUUUGUAGCAGAGAGUGCAGCUGACCCUGACUCUACCUUGGUUGUUUAUAUGGGCUUAUCAACACUCCCUUCUCUUGCACUAAAGUUGAUGCAGCAUGGCCUGCCACCAGAUACCCCAGCUGCAGCAGUCGAGCGAGGAACAACUCCUCAACAGCGAACGGUUUUUGCGGAACUUAAGGAUCUUGCUGACGAGAUUGCAUCAGCAGAGUUAGUAUCACCAACGCUCAUAAUCAUUGGAAAUGUUGUUGCACUUUCACCAUUUUGGCCACAAUCGUCAGAAGCAGCAUCAUCCUGUUUAGUAAAUGCUCAAUAGAAGAUAAUAAGUCGUGACUUGACAAAUUCAACAGUGGAGGAUCAGCAGCUUAAGGUUUUGACUUCUGCUUGCUGAUCUAGGCACAUCUUGUCCGAAUAAAUGUUGCUUCAGUUUCUUGGUUUCGUAUUUGAGCCCAAUAUGAGCUGCGGCAGAACAAGCAGGACUUGGUUAUGGUAUCAUUUGAUCGGUUGCUUUUCCUGUUCAAGCGCGACAAUAUAGUUGAAGAUUAGAGCACUUUGUAGUUCAAUUUCUCUAGGCGCGGAGAUGAUAGGUGGAUGGUAUUCUUUUAAGUUAAAGCUUGAAGCUUUUUGACUUGAACCAAUUUUAUAGCAUGGAUUAUAACUGAUUUUUUGAUUUAUUACUAUAUCAUAGCCAACAGGGGAGGAGAUGACCAGAUCCUGUUACUGUCCUCCUCCCCUUCCUCAGA
Messenger RNA from Tripterygium wilfordii, 1783 nucleotides. Its product is annotated as uroporphyrinogen-III C-methyltransferase-like. The transcript has 5 exons. Gene Ontology annotation, molecular function: uroporphyrin-III C-methyltransferase activity. Lineage: Eukaryota; Viridiplantae; Streptophyta; Magnoliopsida; Celastrales; Celastraceae. The coding region runs from base 229 to 1356 and encodes 375 amino acids. The record is from RefSeq and is a predicted model, not a curated record. Gene Ontology annotation, biological process: siroheme biosynthetic process.